Molecule: messenger RNA, 384 nt
Organism: Fusarium redolens
Lineage: Eukaryota; Fungi; Ascomycota; Sordariomycetes; Hypocreales; Nectriaceae
Exons: 1
Source: RefSeq, a predicted model, not a curated record
AAAGACCCUGCGGCCGAUAUUCUACUUCACUUUUGUUACUUUGCCGUUAACGAGGACUUCAAGGGAGGGAUCGCGAGCUUGACGAUGCUGGUGUACUUCAGGGCUGUAUGCGGGCUGUCGACCCCUGACGGCAACAAAUGCCUCCAGCCUUACCGGUUCACCUCUAUCCUGGCGAAGCUUAUAUACUAUUUAUGGCUAAUUUUUCUUAAGGCAGUACUGCCGCGUUUCUCGUGUAGCUACGGUGGCAUUAUGCGUCGGCUGCGUCACGUGCUAUUGCGAAGGCUCAAUACGGCCCCCUGUGAAUAUAUAUGUGAUAGCACUUUAUCCCCUAUAGGCGAGUUCCUAAGUCUCCUGUCGUAUGGCAACGCUCUUCGGCGGUCUUAA